This is a messenger RNA of Vanessa atalanta (red admiral), 888 nucleotides long. It is a transcript of the gene Prdm13, whose product is annotated as zinc finger protein 574. Lineage: Eukaryota; Metazoa; Arthropoda; Insecta; Lepidoptera; Nymphalidae. The record is from RefSeq and is a predicted model, not a curated record. Bases 1 to 888 code for a protein of 295 amino acids. Gene Ontology annotation, cellular component: nucleus. The transcript is spliced from 2 exons.
AUGGAUGCAUGUGGACAGCUGACCGCCCGCGGUGGUCCAGCCCGAGCUGCACGGCUCGCUCGCCUCGCGCCAGCACCUCCUCAUGCUUCGGCCUUGCUUUGCCUCGAGCGAGGACCAACGCCUGCCUCACCCGAUGACCUGCGACUAUGCCUACGUUUGACUACCGAUGCUCCACCUUUACACGAGCUGCUUCUAUGGUUCGACGAACACACAUUGGCACAUCUUAAUAUGCCAUUCCUGACUUUACGCAACAUCACUGGAAAGAAAAACUACGCGUGUCACAAUUGUGAUGCAGAAUUUGAACAGCCAAAUCCUUUGAAGAUUCACAUGUUCCUCUCGUGUCGACCGUUCGAGCCUGACGCAUUUUGGAAGCAUUGCAUUUCACAGCUACGUUCUUCAGUUUCGACGACUACGACAAUUUCCACAUUAGGUCCGUCACUAGUAUCUCCACUAUCGUCGACCCUGCGCAUCGGAUCAGUGCCGCCGCCUACGACACCGAUUGCAGAUCCUGCGCAGCUCGAAGCUCUGGCGGCGGCUUGGGGACGCUCACGCGAUGGUCAUAUUUGCGUCUACUGCGGCAAACUGUACUCGCGAAAAUACGGGCUCAAAAUCCACAUCCGCACGCACACUGGCUACAAGCCACUACGUUGUCGACACUGCUUGCGCGCUUUCGGAGACCCCAGCAACCUCAACAAGCAUGUACGCUUGCACGCCGCAACGGAAACGGGUAGGACAGGGGACGGGGGUGCUUUAACGCACGCGUGCGCGCUUUGCCAUAAGCCGCUGGCACGCCGGCGCGACUUAUUGCGGCACCUGCGCGCGCACCACCCGCAACAACUUUCUUCACUACCUGAUACCGACGAAACCGCAUACACAGAGAUGCGCUAA